Paramecium pentaurelia is the source of this 522-nucleotide messenger RNA. Lineage: Eukaryota; Ciliophora; Oligohymenophorea; Peniculida; Parameciidae. The record is from the annotation of a GenBank genome assembly.
UAAUGUCCAAAAUAUAUGAGAUAGAAAAUUAACUCAUAAUCAGAUUUCCCCCUGGAAUAGCAGAGAAAAUUAGAGAGUCUUUUGCAAAUAAUUAAUAAUUACCCAUUACAAUUGAACCAAAAAUUGGAAAAGGAAUGGAAUUCGAUGUAUCAAUAAACAGUUUGAAAUAUUAAGACAAAGGUGUAUUAGUUGAUUUACCAACGAUAACAGAGAGUUAUAAAUCUAAGGAUUAUAUAAAUUUAUAUAAAUCAAAUGAUAUAAGCUAAAUGAUUUGGGUUGGAAAGACUAGCAAUACAAGAUAAUGUGGAGAUAAAGUAGUUUGUGAUAGUGGAUUAACUCCACCUACUUAUGAUAUUAGAAAGGAUUUUCAUCGUAAGCAACCUUAAAUUGACAUUGGAGAAAUUCAAAGAGUGGAAAAAGAAUUACAUUCUAUUCAAUCAGAGUUCAUGAAAUAAGCAGAGGAAGAAGAAAAUGGAUCAGAUGAUGGAAAAAAAGGAAAAAAAAGAUACAAUAAGUUUUGAU